GAUUAGCUUCCCAGUUAGCUUCGCCGACAGUGUUCAUGCGUCUUUUUAAAAAAAAAAAAAAGAUUUCUGCUUUCGUUCUGUGAAACUGUGUCCUUUCUGUCUCAGUCUAAAAGUCACUGAGAUGUGAAAGCGACGUUACAUUCGAGUGUGCAGGAUUUAUUAAGUAUAAGAAGAAGCGUGAAUCUCGUCUUGACUGGUAGCCAGACCUCUAUCGUCUCUGCUGUGUAUUAAUGUCCGGAAGUUCUGUGACGGGGGGAAAAAACAUGAGAAAGGCAUGAAAAGAAUAGGAGCUGGAAGAAACUUCAGACUAAUCUUGAUCGGUUAUCGAUGGGUUUGCCGACGCUCGAGUUCAGUGAUUCUUUUCUGGACAGUCCUGAGUUCAGAGACCGACUGCAGUGCCAUGAGAUAGAAUUGGAGCGCACCAACAGCUUUAUAAAAGAUCUCAUCAAAGAUGGAAAUAUGCUUAUAUCUGCCCUACGAAGUCUUUCUCUUGCAGUGCAGCGGUUCUCACAGUCUCUGCAGGAGUUCCAGUUUGAGUGUAUUGGAGAUGCUGAGACUGAUGAUGAGAUAAAUAUAGCUCUGUCCUUAAAGGAGUUCUCUCAGCUGUUAAGCACGAUGGAGGAGGAGAGAAAACGGCUGAUCCAGAAUGCCGAUGAUGUUUUGAUCGCACCGCUUGAGAGGUUUCGAAAGGAACAAAUCGGAGCUGUAAAGGAAGGAAAGAAGCAGUUUGACAAGGAGACAGAAAGGUAUUACUCUGUGCUGGAAAAACACCUCAGCCUGUCCUCCAGAAAGAAGGAAUCCCAGUUGCAUGAGGCUGACACACAGAUGAGUAAAGACAGGCAGGUUUUUUAUGAUGCAUCUCUGCAGUAUGUCUUCAAAAUCCAAGAAGUGCAGGAAAGGAAGAAGUUUGAGUUUGUGGAGCCUUUAUUAGCCUUCCUGCAGGGGUUGUUUACAUUCUACCAUGAAGGCUACGAGCUGGCCAGUGAGUUUGAACCCUACAAGCAGCAGCUUCAGUUCAACCUGCAAAAUGCUCGGAACAAUUUUGAAAGUACUCGUGUUGAGGUUGAGAGGCUGAUGAAGAGGAUCCGGUCUGCCGAAGAGGACUUCAAAGCCCCUGGUUGUUAUACCAUGGAGGGCUACUUGUAUAUACAGGAGAAACGUCCGUUGGGAAGUAUUUGGACCAGAUACUAUUGUACUUAUGAGAGGAGCUCAAAAAUGUUCACCAUGAGCAACACAGAAGCCAGACCAGCCAGCAGACAGAACGGUGUGGUGAAUGGCGCCCCAGAGAUGUUCAGGUUACGCUCGUGUGUCCGAAGGAAGACAGAUUCAAUCGACAAACGCUUCUGCUUUGACAUUGAGGUGGUUGAGAGACAUGGAGUCAUCACACUGCAAGCACUCUCAGAGGCAAACAGACGGCUGUGGAUGGAGGCAAUGGAUGGAAAAGAACCUAUUUACACUCUUCCUUCUCUGCUUAGCAAAAAAGAAGAAACAUUUCUGAACGAGGCAGGCUUCAACUUUGUCAAGAAGUGUGUUGAACUGGUUGAAAUAAGAGGCCUUACCACCCUGGGACUGUAUAGGACAGGAGGAGUGAACUCCAAAGUACAGCGGUUGAUGUCAAGCGUGUUCUCAUCCACAGCUUCAUCUGACUUGCAGCUGGAUGGAGACGCCUGGGACAACAAGACUAUAACCAGUGGUCUGAAGGAUUAUUUUAGGUGUCUGGCAGAACCACUACUGACCUAUAGACUGCAUAAAGAAUUCAUCAGGGCUGCAAAGUAUGACGACCAGAAAUACAGAGUGAGAGCAAUCCACGCUCUUGUACACAAACUACCUGAAAAAAACAAAGCAAUGUUGGACCUCUUAACUAAGCAUCUCCUCAAAGUGUCUUCACACAGUGAUCAGAAUCUGAUGACUGUGUCCAACCUGGGAAUGAUCUUUGGCCCUACAUUGAUGAGGUCGCAGGAAGAGACAGUGGCCGCCAUGAUGAACAUCAAGUUUCAGAACAUUGUUGUGGAGAUAAUCAUUGAAAACCAUCACAAGAUCUUUGGCGAGGCUCCAGACCUGUCAGUGCCGCUGCCUCAGGCUCCGUCCUCUCGAUCAACUCCUCGGAGGAGCAAGGCCAUUUGUCUGUCAUCUGGGAAGAGAAAGACCCGUCUGUACCCGCCAACUCUCUGCCUGGCAGACAAUGACAGUGACACUUUCAGUAGCAGCCCCAGCACAACUCCAAUGGGCAGCCAGGAGUCUCUGUCCUCCCACUCCUCAGAAAAAAACGGCUUGUCUCAAACCUCUCCUCCAUCCUCUCCUACUGUUGAGCCCGGCUCGCCCACCACAAUGCAGGCGUCUCCUCCCACAGCUUCCUCCUGCUCUCCGUCACAAAACUCCUCCAAUGAGAAAGAUCAGAGAGAGCCAUCAAACGGCGCCCCCUCCCCACACCUAACGCCUUCUUCUUCCUGGACAUCCCCUCUGGCUUCAGCUGAGCAGACUUCCUCGCUCUCCUCCUCCACGUCCUCUUUACUCUCUGCAGUGGAGAAGUCUUUCAAUAGAAACUCAACUGCCUCCUUUUCUUCUGUAAAAGAGUCGAGAUCUCCCUCCAGAGCGUCUGCAUCCACCGCCUCCAUCCAGCAAUCAGUGGAGCCUGCUUCCUCUCCCAGGGAGGAUGGACCGGUUCAGAGAGCAGCAUCGUCCACCUCUCUAAUGAGCACUCAUUCAGUGGAUCAACGAAACGCAUCCAGUGCUACAGUCACAGAAACCAGAGUGACAGCUUCUACCUCUCCUCAGAAACAUAUCACUGCAUGCAGGACUGCUUCCUCCUCCUCUUCAUCGUCCUCCUCAUUAUUUCCCUAUCAUCUCUCCACAUCUUCCUCUCUCACCUCCCUGCACAUCUCCGAGGAUUAUAAAAGUUGUCAUGGAUCAGUGCACAGUCUCAUGUCACUGGACCCACAGGAGGCAGCACAUAUGAGGAAAACGCCACACAAGCGCUGUGGCUCCGAUCUGACCCCCAAACACUUUUCUGCCACAUCCAGCAAUGGCUACCAGAAGCCUGGGUCACUACUGUCAGCCGGACAACCUCAGCGGGAGAGUUCUGUGUUCUCCUCUGCAUUAGACAUAUGUUCCUCAGGAAGAGAAGCAAAAGCUCUUUACUCCUGUGAGGCCGAGCACAGCCAUGAACUAAGUUUUCCACAGGGGGCGCUGUUCUCAAAUGUGCACCCAUCAGUGGAACCAGGCUGGCUUCAGGCGACGUACAACGGGAUAACAGGCCUCAUACCUGAAAACUACGUCACAUACAUUUGACAGACCAGAUGAUGUCAUCAGCCUGUCACUGAAAUGUGCUGAUCAACAGAAUAUUUAUCUUGUAACUGUGAUUGUUAUUGCCGACUACUGUGCAGGAAUAUAAUCUGUGUACUGUAUAUAACCAUGUAAUGUGUUUUAAUUAGCCUUUUAUUAGUGGAUGUGAAUAUUUGAUUUGUUGUCUGACUUUGCUUCAGAUCACUAAUCAGCUCUUAUAUAUUUGUCUUUGAAAAUGAUAUGCAUACGGUAGACAUGUCUAGAAGGUACAUGGGAACAGUAUUUUCUUUUUAAUCAAGAUUAUUUGUUUAAUAAUAUAACUGUCUAGAAAUGACGUGUUCACGCCUCUGUGCCUUAAGCUACAUGAACUAUCUGAAUUCUUCCAUAACAUUUCUCUUCUACUCUUUUAGGUUUUUUUUUGUUGUUGUUAUUGUUUUAAAUAAAAAAAACAUACUUUUAGAAAUUGGAUUUUCUGUGUAGAUUCCAAUUGGGUAUAUUAUUUCUAUGUAUCUCUAUUAAUUUUUCAAAAAGAAAAAAGAAGCAAUCAUUUCAUUUUUGAUUUCACCUACUUUAACCAAAUGUAAGUGCCUUAAAUCGUUUUGCUGUUUAAGUUGAACCAUAUAAAAUGAGCGAUCUGGUCUCCAACAAAAACAUAAGCAGAAGUCGAUAAAACUUUUCUCUGCAUCAGAAUUAAGUCUUCCCCAAAACCUCUGAAGAGUUUAUCCUUUUUAUGAGUGUGAGCGUGCAUGGUGACAGCUGAUAGGCUGAAGUUCCCUCAUGACCGGGAACCGGAUGAAGAGGGGAUAGAUAAUGGAUGGAGGGUUCAUACUUUUAUGUUUGUUUGUUUGUUUUUUAAAUAAACCAAUCAUGAGCUCAUGAGUCACAGUCAUUGAAUUUUCUGUCAUUAAGUCAUUAAAAACAAAGAAUCAUAAACAGUGUACGUUGCAAAAUACACACUAGUAUGUACUUUUAUUUGCAGGACAGAGAAACUGGAAAAUAUUUGUCUUAUUGAUCUGUUCAUUAAAAUGGUCCCACAAUUGUACCUGUUAAAUGCUUUUCUCAUCAUCAGACAUUAUCCAUAUGAUGUUUUGCACCAAAUCCAAAACUGUAUGAUGAGCCAAC
Molecule: messenger RNA, 4404 nt
Organism: Melanotaenia boesemani (Boeseman's rainbowfish)
Lineage: Eukaryota; Metazoa; Chordata; Actinopteri; Atheriniformes; Melanotaeniidae
Gene: arhgap42a
Product: Rho GTPase activating protein 42a
Exons: 25
Coding region: 328-3288 (986 amino acids)
Biological process (GO): signal transduction
Cellular component (GO): cytoplasm
Molecular function (GO): GTPase activator activity; protein binding
Source: RefSeq, a predicted model, not a curated record